This is a messenger RNA of Leptomonas pyrrhocoris, 274 nucleotides long. Its product is annotated as unspecified product. The coding region runs from base 23 to 274 and encodes 83 amino acids. The transcript has a single exon. The record is from RefSeq and is a predicted model, not a curated record. Lineage: Eukaryota; Euglenozoa; Kinetoplastea; Trypanosomatida; Trypanosomatidae.
AGACGUAAGAGAAACGAACCGAAUGCUUCGUCGCACGCUACGUGGCUUUCAGCUGCAGCGGCAGCACUACGCAGACAGCAUCGCGUACUCGUCGGCGUUUGCCUCCCGCAACGAGCACGAUGUGUGCCCUUAUCAACGUGCCACCGCGCUUUACUCCCCUGCGGCCGCGUCCAUCCGACGCCGCAAGUGGCACGGCGAGCGGCAGAAAAAGUACGAGGCGAAGCGGAAGCUCAUUUCCGCCAUCGCACGGGAGGAUCUUGGUAUGAACAGGUAG